AACAAUUUCGUUUCUGUCAUCUGUCAAUAGUCUGAAUCUGUCAAGAACUCGAAUGUAAUGAGUGGAGUUUGUGUUUAGACCAGAUUUUAAUUUAAAAUAAUUUAAUAUUCUGAGUAUAUCAACAUGUUCCUAACAAACAUAUUGUGCAAGAAGGCGAAGAGCAAGAUGAUUAUGGUUCUGAUGGAGAGUGUGGUGUCUGGUCACCAAACUACGAAGAUAAGGGAGCGUUUAGCUGACAAAUUGGAGUUUAUACGCUUCGACCCUUAUAUUCAACAAGAAAGUUUGUACAAGGAGAGGAAGAAGAUUAGGAGUAUAAAGUCAUCAUAAGUUAGCAACAGUGUGUAUAGGUACGUAGGUAUUAGGAUAUAAAUAAUAUACAACAUGUUUUAAAUGUUAUAAUUUAGUUAUUGUACUUUAAACAAUAAAUAAAUCUUUGGAUACAA
Molecule: messenger RNA, 443 nt
Organism: Spodoptera frugiperda (fall armyworm)
Lineage: Eukaryota; Metazoa; Arthropoda; Insecta; Lepidoptera; Noctuidae
Gene: mRpL33
Product: 39S ribosomal protein L33, mitochondrial
Exons: 3
Coding region: 124-327 (67 amino acids)
Biological process (GO): translation
Cellular component (GO): mitochondrion
Source: RefSeq, a predicted model, not a curated record